Molecule: messenger RNA, 2064 nt
Organism: Nannospalax galili (Upper Galilee mountains blind mole rat)
Lineage: Eukaryota; Metazoa; Chordata; Mammalia; Rodentia; Spalacidae
Exons: 1
Coding region: 1-2064 (687 amino acids)
Source: RefSeq, a predicted model, not a curated record
AUGGCACCGCCGUGUAGUCUGCAAUUGCCCACCAGAGCCAGAUCUCCACGUUGGCAGUCUCCUAAUCCAGGUGUCUUUGAGUGGGAUCUCACAGGAAGCAUCAACUGCAGGUCAGCUGCACUUCGCGAAUUCCCUGGUCUAAUCACUGACAAGGACACUGCAGUUCCUUCCAGGUCUGCAACAGCCGUGUGUGAUCAAGUUUCGGGCAGGAAUGCCACAGUCCCUCUGUAUCCAGCAUUGUCUGUCAGCCUUGUUUGGGGCUCAGCAUAUCAGGAAACAAGUCAAAGACACAGCAAGUCACUUUCCUACCAGGAAGGCAGCCGGCUUGAUCCAUACCAUCACAGCACCCAGGGACCUCUGCUAGCUGGAAAAUUCGGGCCCUCCCUGCAGUCCUACGGGAGUAGGGCACUUGCCCAACAACCAGGGACAGUCAUGGUGCUAAAGGUGAUUCAGCCCACAGAUGUCCAACCACCUGUCUGCACCUCUACAAACUACCACCCAGUGCCCGCUGAGCAUUCAAAGCCUCCGGAAGCAUAUGGGAUCUCGAAAGAAAACCAAAUCCCAUCACUCCUUCCUUUGGUGACCCUUAACGUUCAGCAGCCUCUGUCCUGCUUUUAUGCUGACAGCCAAAAGCAGAGGCCUGUAUCGUACAACACCAGCAUGGGAAAGAACAGCCUGAGUGUGGACAAGCAAGAGGCACAUGAAAAUUUGGUUGACUCUAGCACUGUGUUUGCUGACAAAAGUACUCUGGUGCCAGAUACUCACCAUCCCCACCUGCUCACCUCUCUUAGAGGACUGCACCAGUUCCAAGAUCCCAUCCUGCUUGACGGAGCUCCUCGGGGAAAAAUCCAUCACCAUGGCCCAGGAUGCCCGGGACAAGGAGAAGUCGCUGAAGGCAGUGCUGGGACCGGCGAUAGGCCAUCUGAGAAGACAGCCAGACACAGCUCGGGCUCAGCUCAGAAACCUCCCUCCAGCAGGUCUACCAUAACAAAUGGUCCCUGGCAGGAGAAGUCCAAAAGACGUAGGGAAAAUAACACCAAGAAAAGUGCAGAGCAAAAGCAGGCAAGGACCAGAGUCAAGUCAGAAGAGAAGCCAGCCAACUCAAAGAGGAAGAGGAAGAGGAAUCCACCAGAGCUCAGCAAGGAGAGUUUUAAAAAGCCAAGAACACACCUGAGCACGCACAUGCUGGAGUCAGUGCAGGUCUUUGACGCACUGGGGAAGAGGAGUGACAGAAAGGCCAGGCUCUCCACAUCUAGUGCUGUGGAAAACUGUGGCAGCACCACAGAGCUGAGGCCAUGCCCAGCCAUCACAUCACAGCUGGGCAUCCCAUGUGAGGGGAAAGUUCCUGGGAAAACCCAAGGCCCAGGCCAGAACUCAGAGAGUGAUACUGAAAAGGGGGGUUUAGCUCCAUCCAUAGACAAGCUGCCCCCUCCAGGGAAGCUCAAGUUAGUGCCUCUGCCUUUCCUAACCCUGGACGAGCCUCAAGUACGAGCUGCGGUUCCGAGGCCACUGUCCCUGGCUUCAAGCAGGUCCCGCGCAGCUUAUCCGGCCAGGCCUCACCCCAUAUCAACUCAGCUUAUAACAGUCAAUGCAUCUCAAUCAGCUCCUUCCAGCACAUGUCUGGUGAGUCCUACCAAACCAGUUCCCACAAUUUCUGUCAGUGCCACCAGACCCAGUGGGAGAAACUCCACCCAGUCCGGCACUGUCUCUCAUGUGGAUGCUGCCAGGCCUGCACCGUACAAAACAUCAUCUCACAGGCCUCUGCAGAAGAAGCCCGUUUCAGCUGCUCUGACCAAGGACACGUCACCUCCCAAGAAUCAAUCCCAGUAUCUCCUACAAGACUUCAGCUGCCAACCAAUUCCAUGGAGGAAAGUGAACAUUCCUGGACCACUCAUAUCACAUCCCAUCACAACAGCACAGAGGCCAGAGCGGGAAGCCAUGAAGAGGCGGGCUCAGCAAGAGCGGGAGAAGGCUGCCAACUACACUGCCUUGAGGAACCAGCAGGUUUUCCUUCAGAGGGAAAACGAUAUGGAAAUUUCUCGCUAUUAUGACUAUGCAAUGUAA